CUGCUGCUGCUUCUGUCUACUACGGGACAUCUGUGAUUGGUCCAUCCCUCUCCUUUCCUCCCUCCCUCGCGCGUGAUUGUAUGUAAAUCCGGUCGGGACUGAGCCAGUAGGUGAGGGUUGGGGCUGGUGGCUCCUGCCUCGGUGGCGCACACGAGACCCGAGAGCGGCCGAGGUGAGAUCUCUCCUUCUUUACGGAGCUGUCCACUGCGCUGUGGUGCUGAACUCCGCGUCCUUCUUCUUUUUCUUCUUCCUCCUCCCCGUGCUCCUCUACCGGCUCUGCUGUGCGCGAAAGAUAUUCUGGGAAAGGAUUAACAACCUCCCCUUUGGCUGUUUAUAGCUGAAAACUUCCACGGAGGACAUCUCUUUGCUCUACACAUCGGAAAUUGCGCCGCACGCCAGCCGUGGGUUUGACUGGAGCUGCGAGAUUAUCAAUAGUUUGUUGAGAAGUGUUGCGUUCACCGCUAAUCUCGCUUGGAUUAUCCCCCUGGAUGGUUUACGUCUGGGCACACAGGAAAAGACCAAUGAAGACAGCCAGAUGGUGGUCUGCGGCAACUUUACUCCUGGGGCUCGCUGUGCUCGGUGCCGACGGGACGCCCAACAAGGAGGGAUUCAGGUCGCCGCCCUAUCGACCAGUCGUGAGAUUUCGACACAAGGAUGGCAUCCCUGAGAGCUUGAGGAUAAAAGGUUUUAUGGGACACACUGGCUUUCCAGGUCCAUGUGAACACAAGUAUUGUGGCUUGGGGCGUCACUGUGUGGUUGACCAUGAGACUGGCCAAGGAGAGUGCAAAUGCUUGGAUCACUGCAAACCACACUACAAACCAGUGUGUGGUUCAGAUGGGAAGUUGUAUCAGAACCACUGUGAGCUCCACCGGGCCUCCUGCCUCAGAGGACACAAGAUUACCAUCAUGCACAGCGAGGAGUGCUUCUACAAAGAUGAUAACUGCAGACUGAGCGACUACCGUCGGCUGAAAACCAAGAUUCUGGAUUUGCAUGACAAACGCUACAUGGGGUCUAAGAUCCACGGGGCCCACAAGGACAAUAUGGCUGCCAGGAAGCAACUGGUUGAUAUGAUGUUCAAACGCUUUGAUGCAGAUAACAACGGUCAAAUAGGUGCCAGUGAGCUCUCCCAGGUCAUCAAGCAAGAAGGUCUGUCCAAGGAUGUCUCUGAGUGCACACUGUUUGACCUGCUCAAGUACAACGAUGUAAAUGAUGACGAGCACCUAACAAAAGAGGAGUUUUAUACAGCUUUUGAUGUGUACCUGCUCAGCCUUCCAGAUGACCAAAAAGUGAGCGUCACCACGGUAACAGUGGGUCAGAGUGCUGUGAUGACAUGUGGCAUCACCGGGGAGCGGAGACCUCCUAUAUUGUGGAAGAGAAACCAUCAAUACCUGAACUCACUGAACCUGGAAGACAUCAAUAUCCCGUCCCAGGACUUUGGGGAUGACGGCUCACUUUACAUCACCAAGGUGACCACGACCCACAUGGGCAACUACACCUGCCAUGCUGAUGGAUACGCAAAACUUUUCCAGACUCACACUCUUCAAGUGAAUGUUCCUCCGGUCAUCCGAGUUUACCCAGAGAGCCAAGCCAGAGAGCCGGGUGUUACUGCCAGCCUGCGCUGCCAUGCUGAGGGCAUCCCCAGCCCCCAGCUGGCCUGGCUGAAAAACGGCAUGGACAUCACAACUAAGCUGUCCAAACAGCUCACCCUGCAAGCUAAUGGCAGUGAGGUGCACAUCAGCAACGUGCACUUUGAGGACACGGGCGCCUACACCUGCAUCGCCAAGAAUGAAGCUGGUGUGGACGAGGACAUCUCUUCGCUAUUUGUGGAGGACUCUGCACGUAAAACCUUGGCAAACAUUCUGUGGCGAGAAGAAGGUCUUGGCAUCGGCAACAUGUUCUAUGUGUUUUAUGAAGACGGUAUUAAAGUCAUUCAGCCCGUGGCAUGCGAGAUACAGCGACACAUUAAGCCCAGUGAGAAGCUGCUGGCCUUACAGGAGGAGGUGUGCCCUACCUCACCAGGAGAGGCGGUUCAGAGGUGUGUGUGGUCAUCGGCGGUCAACGUCAAGGACAAGUUUAUUUAUGUGACACAGCCGACCUUGGACCGAGUGCUCAUUGUCGACAUCCAGUCCCAGAAGGCCGUCCAGACGGUCAGCACAGACCCUUAUCCUGUGAAGCUUCACUAUGAUAAAUCUCACGACCAGGUGUGGCUGCUCAGCUGGGGAGACAUGGAGAAAAACUUCCCUACACUUCAGGUGAUCAAUCAGGCCAGUGGAAGAGUGUCCCACCACACCGUGCACACACAGCCCAUUGGCAGACGCUUCGACAGAGUGGACGACUUCUUCAUUCCCGCCUCCAGCCUCAUCAUUAACCACAUCAGAUUUGGCCUCAUCCUUCAUCGAAAUGAACCUGUUCUCCACAAGAUCGACCUGGAGACGACGUCAUAUGUGAAGAACAUCAGUUUAUGGGAGUAUAACUGCAUCCCCAAGUCUGUAGCCUACACUCAUCUAGGUGGCUACUACUUUGUUAACUGCAGGGCCGACUCCACCGGCGCCACACAGCCACAACUCAUCUUGGACAGUGUAACAGACAGUGUGAUCGGCCAGAACCGCGACGUCACUGGCACUCCUUACGUGUCUCCGGACGGCCACUACUUGGUAACAGUGGACGACAGUGACGGCCUAAUGAGGAUCCAGAAGAUCUCAGAGCGUGGAGAGAUUCUGGAGCCCUUCGACAUCCACACCAACCUCCACCUGUCUGAUCUGGCCUUCCAGCGCUCCUUCACUGAGGUCCAUCAGUACAACGUGUUUGGCAGCUCCGGCCGUCAAACUGACGCUCUGUUUGUGGAGCUGAGCUCUGGCAAAGUCAAGAUGAUCAAGAGCCUGAAAGAGGCCACCAGGUCGUUCGAGUGGCCAUGGAGCAGCAGGAACAGGGUGAUGGCGGGCAGCGGACUGUUCGGACAGUACCUCAUGACCCCAUCCAGAGAGUCUCUCUUCAUCCUGGACGGACGGCUCAACAAGCUCAACUGUGAGAUCACCGACGUCCUCAAAGGCAACGUAGUGGCGUGGGUGGGAGAGUCUUAGGAAACAAAACGGAAAGACCCAAUGAGCUUUGUUUUUCUCAAAGGUACUGUUGCACUGAAUUCCGUUGCAGGUUGUUUAAUUUUGUGAGGGUGCAAUUGUGAAUACUAACAAAUUUUUUAAGUCCAUUGAAUGAGGGACUAUCAUCCAAAAAAAGAAACAAGUGAAGGAGUAACUGAUUGUUGAUUGAUCGUCUUAAAGCCAAGUUCAAUGAUUUUUCCCACUGGUUGAUUCACGUUGAAGUCACCUAAAGUUGCUUGCUGGAUCUCUUUUCAGGAAAAUUGGUAUGAAUCUGUAAACAUGUGCAACUUUAAAUUAUUUUUCAAACAUGGUUAUUUUCAGUGUGUGGGAAUGCUGUAGAUAAUCUCUGAAUAAAACUAAUACUAGAAGUAAAUUGGCAAAAAUCAAUAUAUAUACUGUAUACUGUAAAUGUCCAGAUUGUAAUUAAAGUUAUCCAUCCCAAACUUUUUUCCUGUGCCUUCAAGGAAAAUUCCCCUCCAUCAGAGGAAUUAGCGUAAUUAUUCCCAGUGUGACUGCAGACUCCACCUUUUCCUUCAACCGUCCAUUCGUGUUGUGAGCCGUUCCUCACAAUCCUCCCGCUCUCUCGUCUUUCCAUCCGUUUAACGCAGACGGCUCAGUCUAAUUAAAACGAGCCCUUGCUGUGAUCCCAUCCUGUUUGAAGUGGAGACAGAAAGACUGAGCGGUUCAUUACAGUUGUGCGAUCUGUAACCUUUGAUCCAAAAUUAUAACCAGCGUUGGGAGGUUUUAAAAUAUAUAAAUAUAUAUAUAUUUUUUUUUUUCCUUUAUAGUCCAAAGCAGAAAGUCAGUGGUGAUGUUAGUUAAAGUGUACCAGCUUUUUUUCAGCACACAUUGUGAAAUCUUACAUAUUUAAAUUUUUCCAUAGGAAUGAGUCGAUAGAGCACUUGUGUGUGAAUAAAUUGUAUCUUUAUCCCUGGACCAAAAAAAGGAAUAAAAAAUAAAGUAGAAAAAUGAAGUAUGAGAGACAUGCUGAUCCGUUUGACAGCGUGGUUUUAAGUGGAUGUUUUAACUUAAACUAAUGAUGAGCUAGCUGCUGGGUCAUAUUGUGCAGAGGGUCUUUGAUUCUUAAGAAAACAGCUCUUUUUUGAUCGCUCCUGCAGUAGAAAUAGUCGGCGAGUUGAUGAAACUGUUCCCUAGCUGGACACAUUUCUAUGCAUUAUCACCCUGGCACUCUAUGACUCUGUGAAACCACAAUCGGCAACUGUAUCGCAAAUUUAGUACUGACUUUUAAUGUGUACAGAUUAUAUAAACUCACUCCAUCUUUCCUGUUCAAUCUUCCUCGUAUAUGGUUUGGUUUUUAUUUUAUUUGAUCUUCAUGUUUUUUUCACCACCUUUAAACCUGCCUGUACUGCUGAUGACGACCUCUUUCUUUCUAUUUAUGUUCUGUACAUAGCGGCUGACUGUGACUCUGUUAGUUUCCUAUCAAUGUACAGAAUCACGUGGGUUUCUGUCCAUCUUCUAGCAAAUAACCACGCUCCUUUUUAAGAAAUGAACACACACACAGCUAUCAUUAUCCACAUCCUGUGCACAAGCACAUUGUGAUCACAAACAACACUUUCACCUCCAUUAUAGCCAUGUCUUGUAUGUUCCCUCAUGUGAUUGUUAUUUAUAUAGAGAAAACACGCUUGUCAUUUUACCCAACA
Molecule: messenger RNA, 4759 nt
Organism: Cheilinus undulatus (humphead wrasse)
Lineage: Eukaryota; Metazoa; Chordata; Actinopteri; Labriformes; Labridae
Gene: fstl5
Product: follistatin-like 5
Exons: 17
Coding region: 489-3080 (863 amino acids)
Biological process (GO): regulation of BMP signaling pathway; cell differentiation; multicellular organism development
Molecular function (GO): calcium ion binding; protein binding
Source: RefSeq, a predicted model, not a curated record